AUGGCAUAUGAUGCUCCCAAGCAAUAUUCUCCAACACUAUCAGUCUUCAAACGCCUGCAGCUCGCAAUCAAGCUACAUUGGUACAAAUUCAUCACCUCAGUUUUUAUCAAAGUUCUACAUUUGCCUGGUAUACGGGAUAAUUCGACACUUCCUACUUUCACAAAAGUUUACCCCUGCCAACCAACUCUGACAAACCGUGUGUUCGUCCCGAAAUCGUGGAAAAGUGGAGAUGCGCUCCUUCCUCUUUACAUUGAUAUCCACGGUGGUGGAUUCGCACUUAUGAGCCCAACUUCAGAUGACAAGUUCUGUUCCUAUUUCUCCAAUACCAACAAGAUUCUCGUCAUCAGCUUGGAUUAUCCCAAAAGCCCUCAGUACCAAUUCCCGGUUCCGGUUGAGGCAGUGGUAGAUCUCGUCAACGCGGUUCUGCAAGAUGAAGCUCUGCCUUUCGAUAAGAACAAAGUCGCCAUUGGAGGCUUCAGCGCUGGAGCCAAUCUCACACUUGCCGUGAGCCAACAUGAGAGUCUCCAAGGCAAGAUCAAAGGUGCUGUUCCUUAUUACCCGCCCGUGGAUUUCACAACGCCGAUUGCAAUCAGUAUGGCAUCGAGGCCUGAAGAUGCUGGACCGGACAUGAUCGAAGCAGGCGCUCCUAUGUUUAAUUUCGGAUACAUUCCACCGGGGCAAGACCUAAGGGAUCCGUUGCUCAGUGUUGCCUAUGCGCCACGAGAGAGACUGCCUCCUAAGCUCUACAUCAUCGGAUGUGCACAUGAUCUUUUGUGCAGAGACGCGGAGAUCAUGGCUAAGAAGUUCGCAAAUGUUGAGGACACCGCCGAUACUACUUGGGAGAAGAAUUGUGUGAAGUGGGAGAAGAUUCUCGGCGAAAUUCAUGCAUUCGAUGUCUACCCGUCCUUUGGAGCCGUCAAGAUUAGACGGGAUAAGAGGAGGUUGGAAAUGCAUGAGAGUGUCGCUGAAUGGCUGUUCCGUGAGGUGUAUUCUUGA
Molecule: messenger RNA, 996 nt
Organism: Lachnellula hyalina
Lineage: Eukaryota; Fungi; Ascomycota; Leotiomycetes; Helotiales; Lachnaceae
Product: Esterase
Exons: 2
Coding region: 1-996 (331 amino acids)
Molecular function (GO): hydrolase activity
Source: RefSeq, a predicted model, not a curated record